Messenger RNA from Gasterosteus aculeatus aculeatus (three-spined stickleback), 1322 nucleotides. RefSeq names its product dynein light chain Tctex-type 2B (gene dynlt2b). Gene Ontology annotation, molecular function: dynein intermediate chain binding. Gene Ontology annotation, cellular component: cytoplasmic dynein complex; cytoplasm. NCBI's taxonomy places the organism in Eukaryota, Metazoa, Chordata, Actinopteri, Perciformes, Gasterosteidae. The record is from RefSeq and is a predicted model, not a curated record. Gene Ontology annotation, biological process: microtubule-based movement.
GGGAAACACGUUGCUAUGGUAACGCAUGGAACUUCGACGACAUUAGCUAACGUUAGCUUAGUUAACGUUAGCUCUUGAGCAAGUAGCGUUAUCUGACGCUAAGGUUUCUUUCUUUCCCCUUCCUUGCUGUAGCUCGCGGUGUGUUACUAGCAAGCAAUGGAGGGGUCCGAUACCUACCUAAUACGACCCAACCACCAGCACAAGUUUAAACCAGCCAUUGUGAGGGAAUGUAUUCGUGAAAUUGUGAGGGAGCGACUGUCUGGGAAGAGGUACGAGCCGGAGGAAGUCACCGAGCUGUCCCGUUCACUUGCAGAAUGCAUUAAGGACAAAGUGAAGAACGCAGGUUUUGACAAAUAUAAGCUGGUUGUGCAAGUGGUAAUUGGAGAACAACGUGGAGAAGGAGUCAAGAUGUCUUCAAGGUGUUUUUGGGACGCCGACACGGACAACCACGCAGAAGAUGUUUUCAUAAACGAGAACUUGUUUUGUCAGGCGGUAGUUUUUGGAAGCUAUUACUACUAAGGUCAAGAAUGGAUGCCCAAAGUCUUUCAGAUGGAAAGUUGUGAGGUGAACAUCCAAACGAGACUGCUGUCCUUCAGGAUCUCAGGCCUACGCUGUGUCUGAAGUAACUGGCAAUAAUCGCUGCAUCUCAAAGUCAAGACAGAUGACAUCCAGAGUAGGAGUGAUGGAUAUCUGUGUUGAUACUCUGGUGUUUGUAAAAAAAAAAAAAAAUAGAAAUCUGGCAAGAGGAUUAUUUAAGACUUUAAUCUCUUACAAAAGGGAUAAUUUGUUUUGAAGGGUUGGACAAAAAAACUUGUAUCCCAAUAUUUGUAGGCACAUUGUAUGUAUCAUGUGUGUUUUAUGUAUUCAGCGGACCUCGUAGAUUACUAGAAUCCUUGAGAUCACAACUGAAUAUGCAGCACAGUUUUUGUACACUUCAGGUGCUUGACACAGCACAGGUUACAGGAGAGGUCAGUAUUUGUCUCUGAUUGUCAAUGUGACCGAUCAUUACCGCUGGCCGACUACAUGCAGGAAAGACUUUACAAUAAUUUUAAACUAUUGUCUGUUUAGUGCAUCCCCAGCCCAAUGAUCAUAAACCUCAUUUGCUCUUCAUCUUCGUCUUUGUCACACACGACUGAAUUCCUUGUUAAUAUUAGUCCUGGUUUGCAUUUGACACAAUGACUUUGUUAUCUUUUGAAGUGGACGUCUUAUUCAUUUACUUAAUUUGAUUUUUUGAAAACUAUUGCAAUGUCUAGAGUAAAAUUUUUCAAUAUCAAAUGUCCAACAUUAACUGUUACAUUAAAAAAAAUGUUUUCAAGCCGAAA